Molecule: messenger RNA, 10490 nt
Organism: Caenorhabditis auriculariae
Lineage: Eukaryota; Metazoa; Nematoda; Chromadorea; Rhabditida; Rhabditidae
Source: the annotation of a GenBank genome assembly
AUGUACAAUUGCGAAGUUGACAUCGAUAAGUGUCGGAUGAUAUGGCGGCUGGUUGGCCUAAAUACACGACGAUUUGUAGGUCAGCCGCGUCUCAAACGACAAGGCGUCAAAGGUGGCGACGCACUGGAGUUCGCCGGAUCCUUCGACAUGCCGAUUUUUGCGAAUCCAGUUGACGCAGCCGUUCUUCGGGGUUUUUCAUCGUGUAUGAUGAGGUUGCAAUCGCGUCUGUAAAUUAGAUACAGUAUCAAAAAAUAUUUGUUUUUAUUUGCGCGAACAUGAAACAUCUUUUUAUAUAGAAGUCAAAGAACUUGUUCUGCGCCAUUUCGGUUUCAGCUGAGUUGGAAAAAAAUUAGCGUAAUGUGAACCUUUUUUUCUAAAUUAAAUAUGAUGUAGAGCACGAUUUUUUUAAUAUUUUCUGUAAAGAAAAAAAUGAAUAUCAUCACUUUUUUUCGAGAUGUGGUAGCUCAAAGGAAUACGGUAAAAAAAGCUUCGAAAAAUUUAUUUCUCGGCAAAAAAAUCAACAAAUCUCGACCAAAGUUUGUUACAAGCUGUUGAAUUGUUUUAAAUUUCAAUUCAAAUUUAAAAAAAUCUAAAAAUCUUAUUAUUGCUAAUUAUUGCUCAUAUUAGAGAAUUUUUUUCCCAAAAAAAUUCAUAACCAGUAUAUAAAGUUUCGGACCGGCGUUUUUUUCUUGGCUCUAUCAAAACCACAGAAAAGAAAUGGUGUGCCCAAAACACUUGAAUUUUAUCGUCAGAAAAAAAGUUUCAAUAGCGAUAUUAAGACCUCAAAAGGAUAGGAGUUCGAGUUAACAAAAUAUGAUUUCUGAAGCUUUUUUUCAUGAUUAUAACGUUUCAUUUCUCAUAGACGCCCACAAUUCGGGAUUAUGUUUAUCAACGAAAAAAAUAUUCAAUUGAUUAAAUUUUUCAAAAAUUUUGUUGGAUUCAGUCCAAUGGACUGAGUUUUAUUAACUUUUGAAUCUUUUUAAAAAUUCAUUAUAUUCGAAUUUAAACCAUUUUUUUGAUUACUUGAUAGUAUUAACUCAUUAAGAAACUAGCGAGCUAGUUUUUUUCAAAAAUUUCAUUUUCGGGGAAUUUUCAUUGGGAUUCGAAAAAAAUAAUUUAUGCAAAAUGAAGAGUUUCGCGGGUUUCAAAGCUCAUUUUAAGUGUCUCGAAUUCGAGAUUGAAGAUAACUUUCCUAAAAUUGUAUUUCAAAAAACAUAAGCAUUAGAUGCUCAGCAAGAUAUAUAUUUAACUCAUGUCGUGAAUUAUGAUUCUUCCACUUCCCUGUUUUGAUUCUCAUCCUUUCAAAGACUUCUAAAAAAGCCUUUCUUUUUCCUAUAAGAUUCGAGGCAUAUAACUUUCAUCAAACUUGUGAAACUUCUUAUCUUAACGGAAAAGCUGACGGACACCUCGUUCCCUAGAUAAAAGAAUCUGAAAGAUCAAGUUCAGCAAUGAGUGAAGGGUGUCUGUGCAAUGUCCACUGUCUUAUCACACGAUCCAAUUGAUGUUCCUGGAGAAAUGUCAAUCUACAAGUGCUCAUAUAAAAGAGCGCCCUGAAGACAGUUCUUCACUUCGAUCAUGAUUCGAUCGUUCGUCUUCGCAGCCCUCGUGGCUCUGGCUCUGGCCGCCAGCCCACGAUUUGAGCGCACCUUCCAGCCCAAAAACGAGUACCACUACCGCUUCGAGGGACUCGUCCUUGCCGGACUUCCCGCCACUUCUUCUGAAAUCUCUCAAACUCGCAUCGACGCCCUCGCUCGUCUCCAGACCGUUGAUGACCGCACUCUCGCCCUCCAACUGAUCAAGAUUCGUCUCAGCGCUUCGCAUGAAACCGAAGUUGAGGGAAUCCCGUCGCAGAACUCCUUGGAGAAGCGUGAAAUCGAGCCCAAGCACAAGGAGCUUCUCGAGCUCCCUGUUCGUGCUCACAUUCGCAACGGCCUCAUCUCCGACGUCCAGUUCGACGGCGAAGACCAGGAAUGGUCCAAGAACGCCAAGCGCGCCGUCCUGAACAUGCUCCAGCUGAACACUGAGCAGCACAAAGACGAGAAGUUCGAAACCGAACAGCUCGAGAGCAACGACAAGCACUUCAACAAGAUGGAGAAGACCAUCGAGGGAGAAUGCGAAGUUUCUUACACCAUUGUCGAAGAGUCCCAGAAGACCAUCGUCACCAAGUCUGUCAACUUCGACAAGUGCACUACUCGUCCCGAAGCCGCCUACGGCCUCCGCUUCGGAUCCAAGUGCGAUCAGUGCGAGGAGCAGAGCAAGCACAUUCAACCCAUGACCGUCUACACCUACGUCAUCGAGAAGGAGCAGAUCCAGAAGGUCGACGUCGUCUCCGUCUACACCAUCAACAUGAACGGCCAGGAACUCAUGAAGACUGAGACGCGCUCGCGCCUUACUCUUGAGGAGGUCCACUCGAUCAAGAAGCAGAUCCAGAAGGUCGAUGGCGAGAAGGAAGAAAUCAUCUACUCCGCUCAGUUCGAGAAGCAGGUUGAGGAGUUCUACAAGAAGGGCGACAAGGCCUCCGUCAACCCCUUCGAGCAGUACCAGACCGAGAAGAAGAUCCAGCAGAUCAAGACCAUCACCGAGCAGAUCAUGGAGAACGAGGACAACAAGCAGGAGACUGCCCACCACCUCGCCCGUCUUGUCAGCCUCGUCCGCAUGUGCACCGUCGAAGAACUUGACCAGAUUCACUCUGAAAUCUACGAGAAGGCCGACAAGAAAGUUCGUUUUCAUUUCUUAGUUCAGAAAACGAUGAUUUUUUUUUAGAACAACUUUUGACGCCUUCAUUCAAGCUAUGGCUGAAAUAAAAAAAUCUAAAAAAAGAAUUCGGAAAAAAUUACAGAAGUUUUUCAGAUUUUCGUGUAAUAGUAAGCUUGUAAUUGAAAUGCGCCUUUUCACUUCAGUUCUACAGAAUUUGAAAGUCGCAAAAACUUUUUGACCAUUUUUUUCAUCCUAAAAUGUAUAUUAUCAGCCAGUUCAUUGCAGUCAAAAAUUGAUUCAAAAAAAGAAAAAAAAAGGUUUCCUUAAAUUUCAUAAAGAACUUUAACAUCCAGAGCCAGAGAAGAGCUUGAAAUGAAAACCUUGUAACUUCGUUAAAAAAAAUGUUUUUCAGGUUCAAGCUUUCUUGGAUCAUGUCCACGCCAUUUGCGGAACCAAGAACACUAUUCACCACUUGAUCCAGCACAUCGAACAGAACAAGUUCUCCCCUCUUGAAGCCGCUCAGCUGCUCAAGUCCGUGCAGGAGACUCCCUAUCCUUCGGAGCACAUCGUCGAAAUUCUUCUCCAGCUGGCCAAGUCCAAGAUUUCCCGCGAAAACGAAGUUAUCCGCCAAUCUUCGUGGCUCGCCAUUGGCUCUGUCGUCCGUGGAGACGUUUCUCAGACCCCUGAAAUCCAUCUCGUCAAGGAACACUCUGGCGAACUCAAGCAGAAGUAUGUCCGCGUCUUCAUGAGCCUCUUCAAUGAUGCCGAAACCACCUACGAAAAGAUCCUUGCCUUGAAGGCCCUUGGAAACGCCGGAAUCGACGUCUCCGUCCAGGAGCUCGAGAAGAUCAUCUACGACAAGCGUCAGCCUCUCCCUGUCCGCAUGGAAGCCAUCGAUGCUCUGCGUCUCCUCAAGGACCAGAUGCCCCGCAAGAUCCAGAACAUCCUUCUGCCCAUCUACAAGAACCGUCAGCAGACCCCCGAACUCCGCAUGGCCGCUGUCUGGCGAAUCAUGCAGACUCUCCCUGAAGAGCCUGUGCUUUCACAGAUUGUCUACCAGAUGGACCGUGAGUCCAACCAGCAGGUCGCCGCCUUCACCUACCGUCUUCUCCAGUCGCUUUCGCAGUCGACAAACCCGUGCUACAAGAGUGUUGCUUCCAACAUCCAGUCGCUCCUCAACUUCGUCCGCUACCAACCUCAAGAAGGCGUCCUUGCCUCUUUCUACCAGCUGCCUUUCUUCUCUGAGGAAGCUCUGUCUGGUGCUCAACUCGACAUGGCUGCCAUCUUCGGCAAGAACUCCGUUCUCCCCAAGGAACUGACUGCCUCGCUCGACUCCGUCUUCGGAGGAAACUGGAACAAGUACCUUGUCCAGAUGGGCUUCUCCCAGAACAACUUGGACCAGAUCGUCAUGAAAGCCCUCAACAAGCUCCAGAAGAUGGAUUCCGAGAAGACCGUUGUCCGCGGACGCCGUGUUCAGUCUGGAAUCUCUCUUCUCAAGAAACUGGCUCAGAAGAUGAACAUCCGCUCGCGCAGUUCUUCUGAAGAGACCCAACAACCUCACGCCGCCUUCUACUUGCGCUACAAGGAGAUGGACUUCGCCGUCCUCCCCAUUGAAGUCGAACAAAUCGAGCGUCUUGUCGAGAAGUACGUCAAGAACGGAAAGAUCGAGACUUCGUCUCUUGAGCGUCUGUUCAACCAGCUUCCGGAAUUCAACAACCACCACGCCGCCUAUUUCUUCGACAUGACCCGCAAGGUUCCUACCAGCAUGGGUCUGCCUUUGGCUAUCACUGUCAAGCUCCCUACUGUCUUCUCCGUCCAAGGAAAGCUCUCCGUCGAGCUUAUGUCUCUUGAAAGCCGUUUCACUCUUGAGGUCCAGCCUUCCAUUGCUGCCACUCACGUCACUCAGAUGCGCUUCUGGACUCCUCUUUUCGAACAAGGAACCAAGUCGCUCAGAUCCAUCAGAGCCAAUGUCCGCGUCAAGAUGGACGCCAGAAUCAUCCUCAAGAAGGACGUCGAAGUCGAGCUUUCUUUGACCAUUCCUCAGGACAAGAAGACCACCAUCCAGGUCUCCAGCCGCCCAGUCGCUUUCUUGCGAUUCCCUACUUCUGAAGAAAUGAACUACGUCGAAGCUGAAGAGAAGACUUUGGUCGCUCCUCAGUGGCAGCGCAAGACCGUCGAGGUUGAGCGAUCCUACAAACUUUUCGGUCUUGAGAUGACUGUCCGCGGAAACAUGCUCAACCAGUGGACCUGGGAGAACGCCGCUCUCUGCGAGCAGGACAUCGAAUACACCGUCGAAAGCCGCCGUCAAGAAGGACGCUUCACGGCUCGUUUGAACAUUGGAAAGCUCCAAACUUCUCAGCUGUCUGAGGUCGAGUUCAACAACGUCUUCGAGCCUGAGUUCGAAUCUGAAGACUCUCAGUUCGAGAAGCGCAAUGAGAACAAGCGUCGUGAGCACUUCCACAAGAUGAUCCGCGACAUCCAGUCUGGCUCUGGCUACAAACAUCGCCUGACUCUCAAGCUGGAGACUCCCGAUGAGAAAUACUUCAACUCUGAGCUCACCACCGUCCUCGACAAGGAAGUUCGCGUCGUCAAGGCUACCUUGGAAGCCCGCCGUUCGCCUUCUCACCCUGAACGCAAAGAGUGGAACCUCGAUUGGGAACUUCUUGUCGCGCUCCCGGAAAUGCCCAACACUCUUCGCCAGCUCAAGGAUUUGCCUCAUCGUGAAGUCCAGGCUACGAUUGUUUCCCGCUGGGGAUCUGAGAAGCAGAAUGAGCUGAAAGUCAACGUCCAGCUCGAACAGAGCCCUGAGCAGAAGAAGUGGAUCCACAGCAUCGAGCGUGAAUCCAACGGCAUGCUUGAGUACGAACGCCUUGUUAAGGCCGCCCGCCUCAACCAGAUCAGCGCCGUCGCCAACUACAAACUGAACCGUGAGAGUGAAUUCGUCUUCGGCCGUCUGUUCAACCUCGUCAAGGCCUACUCUUUCUGGAGCACCCAGGAACGUUCCCAGGACAACCAGGAAAACCGUGUCGUUCUCCGUCUGACCGUUGAUCCCAUCACUCGCCAGUACUGCAACGUCUCCGUCCAGACUCCUGAGCAGCACGUCGUCAUUUCCAACGCCGAACUGCCCACUCGUGUCUACCUGCCUUCCAUUGCUCAACGCUCCAUGCGUCGUGCUCUUUCUGAGAAGGUCAACGCUGUCUGCGAGCUCGAGCAGGACCAGGUCACCACCUUCGACAACCUCAUCUACCAAGCUCCGCUCACUACCUGCUACUCGGUCAUCGCCAAGGACUGCUCUGAGGAAUCUCAGUUCGCCAUCCUCGCCAAGAAGUCCAACAAGAAGGGCGAUCUUCUGAAGGUCAAGAUUGUCAAGGAAAACGACGAAAUCGUCUUGGAACAGCGCAACGGAGAAAUCAAGGUUGAGGUCAACGAGAAGAAGGUCAACAAGCCUUCUGAGCUUUCCCAGUACAAGUGAGCUUCUUUCAUGAGUCUAUUUCAAUGGUAAACAACUUUAGCAUCGAACUCAUCAACGAGAAGCUCGCUGUCAUCCAGCUCGAAGACGGAGAAGUCCAGUUCGACGGCUACACCCUCAAGACCAACAUGAACCAGCUUUCUCAGGGCAGACUCUGCGGACUCUGCGGAAACAACGACGACAACGUAUGGAAUCACUUCUGUUUCAAACAAAAUUUCAUACUUUCAGUCUGACAACGAGUUCCGCACCGCUGAAGACAACGAAACCAAAGACAUCGAGGAGUUCCACCGCUCUUUCCUUCUCAAGGAUGACGUAAUUCUUAAUUUAUAACUGCUAUUUCUAUGGAAUAUUUUCAGGAGUGCGAAGUCGAAGAGAGCCGCCUCUCCGAGAAGAAGAACUACAAGGUCUCCAAGUACGAAAACGAACAGGAAAACUCUGAGCAGUACGACUCCGAAGAGUACGAGACCGAGAGCCGCGAAUCGCGUCAGGAGAAAUCCGGUUGGUGAUCAAGCUAACUUCAAGAUUGAUGGGAAGUUUUAGAACUUGUCGAAAAGACCAAGGUCGUCGAAUACUCCCACCGCGUCUGCUUCUCGCUCGAGCCCGUGAAGGAGUGCCGCCGUGGCUUCGAAGCCGAGGAAUCGCAGCCGAAGAAGGUGCGAUUCACCUGCCUGCCCCGCCACAAGGCUGAAGCCCGUCGUCUCCUGAACGACGCUCGUGAGAAGACCCUCCGUCUUGAAGGAUACCCCAUGUCCUUCGUCAAGAGCGUCGAGGUCCCCACCGCCUGCCUUGCCUUUUUAAUUCUUCUCCUUUGUGUAACUUUUUACAAUAAAAAUUUUAUAAUUCUUUAUUUUUUUGUCCUUUAAAAAUUCAUUUCAAUCAAUAACUUCAAAAAUUUGAAAAAGAUCUCCGGCAAAAAUGUCCUCAGUUGGGAAUUCUGCUCUGGGAAGGGAAAUUUUUUUAAAUUGAACUGAAACUUGGAUAAAAUACAAAAAAACGUAUCUUAUAGCUUCAUCUCAAAAAAAUUGUCAAAAGGUAACGAAAAUUGGUGGAAAUUUCUCAUUUUUUUUCAAAGCUCUAUUUUUUUCAUGAUGUAUACAGGUGAACGGCGUAUAUGUCUUAAGAACUAGAUACACCACGUCUAAUUAUCCCUGCUGUAAUUUAGGAAAAAAUCCCUAGUCGAAAAUCUUAUUAUAAAGGCUGUUUUGAGGUCCUCCCAGGCAAAGAAAAUGAUUUGGUUGCAAAAAAGUAAAGCCAUGGCUAUUGUGGUGCGGAGAAAUGAGGUCUCUGAAUAAUUUAUUUGGCAGAUAUGUGGUUAGGCGCAGUUCCUAAUCAAGUAGAAUAUUCGAAAAGACACUUCGAAUUACCCUCCCGACAUGUUAUGCUUUGCCGAAUUUCUGCUCGCAACAACGUCUGGCGCGAUCUUGAAGAUGAAUAUACUAGGUAGAUAAUUAUAGAUUUCAAUCAAAUGGCCACUCGUGAACGCACCACUGUUUUUAUUGUAUGCGAUCAUCGUCGCUCACCCGCAACACUCGCUAAUUGACGCGGAUUUCCGUGCAAGACUGAGUGUCCCGCAAGGUGACCUUUACCUCAUCGGAUUUUCUUCUUUCGGAAUUAGAAUAAUGCUUGCAAAAUUGAGAAAUUAGGAAAAAGGGAAGACAGUUUUCCUAAAUGACGAAGUUUUUCUCCGAAAGUUGUGCCUUCGAAGCCCCAAUUCAGAAGACCUUUUCCCGUAUUUUUUGUGAGCAGUGAGUGAUUCUUUAGUUUAAUCAAAUAUUUAGAAACUUGUGGUCAGAUUUGAGAGUGAUGUUGUCUUCAACAGAAUCAACGUAAUAUUUUGAACUUCGCAAACAAAAUUCGGAGCUAGUAAACUUUUGAAGUUACAAUUUGAAGCCAUUUUGUUUCUGAAACAGUAAAACCAUAAUUUCUGAAGGAACAGUGUGAAUUGCCAGAAUUUGAGAACUUUCUUUCUUUCAACGAAUCUUUCAUUAGCAAUUGAAACGAUCUCAAAAGAGCUAGUACCCUUAAUUACAAGGUGAUGAAAAGCUUGAUUGAGAUAUUCCUCAGAGCCUUCGCCGACAUAUGGUUACGUAUUAAACGUUCUUAACGACUCAUAAUUAGAGCGCUCGUUGUUUUAUGCACUCAUCAGAGAAAAUGAAACGCUUAGGCAUUAAUUUAUUCUUUUAUUCGAUGAUGGAAAACAUCCAGCAUAAGAUCGAAACUACUUUAAUGUUGAAAAGGCGCGUGUUGAAUUUUCUUCUUCUUUGAAAACAAGAAAAACCAUGAAAGAGUUUUUUCCCAGCUAAAAAAAAUGUCCGGAUCUUUUUUUACUGAACAUUGAAAUUAAAAGAGUUAAAAAAACAAUUUUAGAAGCGAGCACUGGAUAAACUAUCACUGUAGAUUUUUUUUUUGCAAGUUCGUGGAGUAGUUUUUCCUAUAACAUAUUGUCUAUAUCUUUAAAUCCUUUCUCCUCUAAGAAAUUUCUGAAAUCCUAAAACCUUUUCAUAGUAAUGUCCUCUUCAUAUGUAUUUUCUCACCCUUCAUAUUGAUUAAACACACUGAAUUAGACUAAGAGAUGGACUUCUUGAUCCUUUUUGUGAGCUUGAAGGUUCUGCUCGAUUUUUAAUAAAACAGACGUUUUCAAAUCUUACAAUUUUGGGAGUUUUUUUUUUGCAGAGUUACGAAGGAGUUCAAUUAAAACUCUUUUUUCAUGUCCCAUUAAAUCUUUUUUCUCAAUUUGUCCAUAAGAAAGCACAACUUUAAGAUUUUAAUCCUCAAUCUUUCCGUCUGUCAAAAGUUGUAUGAAAACUUCAAGAAAGAGAAAAGCGUUGGAGACAAAUGUUUACAUCUUGAUAGGGCAGACCUCGGAAAAAAGAAUCUAAUGUAUUUGAUCUGCAGAACGUCUAGAGACGGAAAGGGCAGAGACGACUGGGGGCGGCUCCUCUUCUCCUGGAUCCGAACACGCCGUCUUUUUUAUUAGUUUUCUUUUCAAUUUGUGCCGGAAUAAAACACUGGCGCUUUGUCGCAAAGUUUUGAAGUGAGGGCCUUCAAUUUUUUGUCCUCAAUGCAUUUUCAAUCCGGAAAGCUCGUUCUACUCCAUGUGCUGCGUCGAUUGCACAUAACUUCUUCGAAACGAGGUUACUUUUCUUUGCAUGACGCUUUGACACUUUUUUCUCGUUUGUCACCCAAAUUGAAGCUGUAAACAAAAUCAGAUUUUCUGCACAGAACACAGUUCACGGCCAGCGUUUAUAGGAUCUAAAAAUAAACUUUUCGUUUCAUUUCAAUUGUUCCGUCUCUGUUAAAAUUUUUUAAUAAUGUUGACAACAGACUUCAAAACUUGAUGUUUUUUCCAUCUGAUUUUUUCAUCUGAUGCUUUAUCGUUACAGAAACUCUGAGUUCCUCGAUUGAACUGUUUUUUUUUUAAAUAACGCCAAUGUUGUACAGUUUUGAGCGCUGAGAGAACUUUUGGAUGAAAAAAGGUAAGGUUUUUUCGAAUUUCAUUAUGAUCACGCUCAACCAAAUCUUUAUGUGCGGUUACUAACACCUAUUUCAAUUUAUUUUCAAAUUUAAAUUUGAAAGAUGCAGCUCGAGAGAUUAACUGCACACGGAAUCCGCAUUAUAGUUUUUUCUUUCCGUUUUGAAUUAAAAUUUGUUGACUGAGCAUCUUCUCUUCAAGGGAAUCUAACCAGCAAGAAGGGUCAUUCGACUUUUUGAUUGGAAUGUUUAUGAAAGUAUUCUAAUGCUUUUAGACACUCCAGAUCAUUUUUGAGCUUGCAAAAAAUUUAAAAACGGGGAACAAAAUCAUCGGAAUUUUGUGAAAUUGAUCCUUUCGAGUCUUUGAGACCUUGUUGCUCAAAAUUAAACAAUCAAACUAAAACAGCUUGUUAACUCAUAACUUUUGAUACGACAAGAAAUUUUCUAAACGAGUGUAACUUAGUUACCUUCCUUUUUAGGAGCUAUGCAGGUCACUUUGAAAAACGUCUUUGAACCAAAUUUUUCCUGGCUCCUUCCCUUCGACCCAGCAAGCUAUUAUGAAUAAAUUAUACCUUGCACGCUGAGUAUACGGUAAGGCAAAAGUCUGGCAGCAAAAGAUAAUCCCUCGAUGUCCGAGGCAAUCAUUGCGGUAGAUGACCGUGUGUGUGACCUAGACUUGGAGCUCGCUGGCACCAUCCGCCGCACCGAUUUCGGAUUUCUCGACCUCUCGACAUUCUUUCGCACGUGCACGAUUUCGCCACGCAAACCUUGUAAUCUCGUGUCCUUGCCGUCCAGCUCCGGCUCAGGUCUUUUGUCCCUCGACUCGGAUUUCUGCUCUUUUGUCUGUAACUAA